Molecule: messenger RNA, 828 nt
Organism: Cryptotermes secundus
Lineage: Eukaryota; Metazoa; Arthropoda; Insecta; Blattodea; Kalotermitidae
Exons: 5
Coding region: 46-588 (180 amino acids)
Source: RefSeq, a predicted model, not a curated record
GACAAAUUACCAACAAGGAAUGAGGAGGACACUUCCCUUAAUCGAAUGCCCCAGAGUCAAGGGAAAGAGGCUCCGGUGAAGGAGCUCCCAGUGACAGUUACUGCGGCAAAGGUUACUGUGAGUCAGCCACUGAAGCCAGUGUCUCGGAGCGAAAAGAGAACCCAGACUCUUGAGGGCAGAGUGGAAAAUCCCAUCCACGUUCCCCCUUACGCUACCAAUGUGACGAGGGCCAUAACAUCAGAGGCGGCACCGAAAAUCGGCCGCGAAGACGAGAAGAUAAGUGGAAGUCAACAUAAGAAUGUGUGGGAAAAAGAACAAGUAGAUCUUGAAUGUGAGAGAAUGAGACAAGAACUCGCCAGGAAAGAAAAAGAACUAGAACUAUUCAUGAUUGAGAGAGAAAAAAUAAGGAGACUGAGAAAUACUUUCGCGGCUUGUAGAAGUGCACAUAAGAACUUGUCGAUACACAUAAAACCGGAUUUUGACAAUAAGAACAUAGAAGAAGUUCUGAUGAAGGAAGACAAGACAAAGAAAGGCAGUCAAUCAGAACCACUGAACACUCGGGCUAAGACUAGUGUCAUGUUAUCCUAACUGCGAGGAAGGUGGUACUACACUUCUUGAUGACCUGCAUACCUUGCUCAUGGUACAUGAUGCCCCUACAUCCAAUCUUUUCACAAAUCAAUGCCAGGAAACCUUGAUGAUGUUCCCAAAAUUUCCUUGUUGCUGAACAAGUACAGGAGGACUGCAGUACUUGCUGGUGACAUGGCCGUAUUCUCAGUAAUUUAUGUCAAACAGCUACUAUAGGUGUGAACUGUGCUGCAAAACAUGGCA